Messenger RNA from Acinonyx jubatus (cheetah), 7223 nucleotides. Its product is annotated as ATP-dependent RNA helicase DDX19A. NCBI's taxonomy places the organism in Eukaryota, Metazoa, Chordata, Mammalia, Carnivora, Felidae. Gene Ontology annotation, biological process: poly(A)+ mRNA export from nucleus. Gene Ontology annotation, molecular function: RNA binding; ATP binding; RNA helicase activity. The transcript is spliced from 12 exons. Bases 104 to 1540 code for a protein of 478 amino acids. The record is from RefSeq and is a predicted model, not a curated record. Gene Ontology annotation, cellular component: nucleus; cytoplasmic stress granule.
GUCCGCGUGGGGGCGGUUCUUGCGGAGAUAGUGGACUCCGGGCAGGUGUUGGCUCGCCGUGCGGUGAAUUUUUUCCGAAGUCAGCCUCCCUGCUCCCCGCAUCAUGGCCACCGACUCGUGGGCCCUGGCAGUGGACGAGCAGGAAGCGGCUGUCAAGUCGAUGAGUAAUUUGCAAAUCAAGGAAGAAAAAGUCAAACCAGAUACCAAUGGUGUUAUUAAAACCAGUGCCGCUGCAGAGAAAACAGAUGAAGAAGAGAAAGAGGACAGAGCUGCCCAGUCUUUACUCAACAAGCUGAUCAGAAGCAACCUUGUCGAUAACACGAACCAAGUGGAAGUCCUGCAGCGGGACCCAAGUUCCCCGCUCUAUUCUGUGAAGUCCUUUGAGGAGCUUCGGCUGAAACCACAGCUUCUCCAGGGAGUCUAUGCCAUGGGCUUCAAUCGACCCUCCAAGAUACAAGAGAAUGCAUUACCCAUGAUGCUUGCUGAGCCCCCACAGAACCUGAUUGCUCAGUCUCAGUCAGGUACUGGUAAAACAGCCGCCUUCGUCCUGGCCAUGCUCAGCCGAGUGGAACCAGCAGAGAGAUACCCCCAGUGUUUGUGCCUCUCCCCAACAUAUGAGUUGGCACUUCAAACGGGAAAAGUGAUUGAGCAGAUGGGCAAAUUUCAUCCGGAACUAAAGCUUGCUUAUGCUGUUCGAGGCAAUAAAUUGGAAAGAGGUCAGAAGAUCAGUGAACACAUUGUCAUUGGCACCCCUGGGACUGUUCUGGACUGGUGCGCCAAGCUCAAGUUCAUUGACCCUAAGAAGAUCAAGGUGUUUGUUCUGGAUGAGGCUGACGUGAUGAUAGCUACUCAGGGCCACCAAGACCAGAGCAUCCGCAUCCAGAGGAUGCUGCCCAGGAACUGCCAGAUGCUGCUUUUCUCUGCCACCUUUGAAGACUCUGUAUGGAAAUUUGCCCAGAAAGUGGUCCCAGACCCAAACAUUAUCAAACUGAAGCGUGAGGAGGAGACGUUGGACACCAUCAAGCAGUAUUACGUCCUGUGCAAUAACAGAGAUGAGAAGUUCCAGGCCUUGUGUAACCUCUACGGGGCCAUCACCAUUGCUCAGGCCAUGAUCUUCUGCCACACCCGCAAAACGGCUAGUUGGCUGGCAGCAGAGCUCUCCAAAGAAGGCCACCAGGUGGCUCUGCUGAGCGGCGAGAUGAUGGUGGAGCAGAGGGCUGCGGUGAUCGAGCGCUUCCGAGAGGGCAAAGAGAAGGUGCUGGUGACCACCAACGUGUGUGCCCGCGGUAUUGAUGUUGAACAGGUAUCUGUCGUCAUCAACUUUGACCUUCCCGUGGACAAGGAUGGGAACCCGGACAACGAGACCUACCUGCACCGGAUCGGGCGCACGGGCCGCUUUGGCAAGAGGGGCCUGGCAGUGAACAUGGUCGACAGCAAGCACAGCAUGAACAUCCUGAACAGAAUCCAGGAGCAUUUUAAUAAGAAAAUAGAAAGAUUGGACACAGAUGAUUUGGAUGAGAUUGAGAAAAUAGCCAACUGAGAAGCUCCGUCAGUCACCAGUGCCCACCCCUGGUGCUCCCCCCUGCACGGGAGACUGGUGCUUUCACGGCACAGGCCUCGACAGUCGCCACAAAGAAGAGGAGGCAGAGGAGAGAGAAACUACCUACCUCAUUUUAAAUUACGUUUGGACUUUACAAAAAUUGUGCAAAUGAUUGGGGAAGGUAGAAGGAAAAUUUUACAUUUUGGAAAAUUUAGUCCUCCCCCCACCCCUGCCCUUUUAAGCUAUGGUUUUCCCCAUCUUUAUAAUAAUCUGGUUGCUGUUGGUAAUGGCUGAGCCUAGGGUCCCCUGCUUGUUUUGUUGUGGGGUGUUAGGACCCAUUUCCAGUCUCUGAAGAAAUGGUCAAUGUAGGUGCAGGAGAGGCUCAGCAGCACAGGCAUGGGAGCCCCACUGCAUGGAUGGAGUGUGGGGAGCAGCAGUGGGGAGACCUGGGAGCGCUCUCCCUUCUCUGUCCCUGACCGGAGGCCUGCCACCAAUGUCUCCCGCCCUUGAGGCCAUCUUCCUUCUCCUAAAUCCAGAGAUGUUCUGGCUGACCCCUUUUACCUCUGUUCUCAGUACCAGAGGAUGUCCCUGCUUCUCUCUGGGUGAGCACAUUGUAAACCUCCGAUUUGGAGAGAGACAUGGAAAUCAGCGAAUCUUCAGAGGACUUGGUCUGGCAAGGGUAGACGAAUCCUGUGAGAAUCUGGGACUUCCCUUUCCUGUGGUUGCUGUGUCUGCUCAGGCACUGGGAGUCAGUCAUGGCAGCCAGGGGAGACCAGGUGCGUUUCUGACACGCACCUGGCCAAGUGAGUUGAUUCUUAUCGGUGGGUGUCACACCGUGCCUGGAGAUGAGCAGGAGAAUUUGGAAAGGAAGUUAUGACCAAGUUAAAACUCUGCUCUUUCUUUAUCCAUAAUACUGGGCCUAUUGGUUAAUUCAUACAUCACCUAUAUGAAUAAGGACAGAGAAAUUCGAGUUAUACCCAUCAUUAUGUUAAGAAAUUUUAAAGUAAUUAUGAAAGGCUUUACUAAUCAUGAUUUGUUUUUAUUUGUAUUUUUCUGCUUAUUAGACUAAUAUAUGCUCAUUAAAAAAGGUGUGUGUGUGUAUACACACAUAUAUAAAGUACAAGUGCUCUCUUGUCUCCACCUCUCUGGGACAACCAUGGCUAGCAUUUUGGUGAACAUUUGAUAUAUUUCCUUCUGUUUGCAUAUCCACUUUAAAAAAAAUUUUUUUUUAACGUUUAUUUAUUUUUGAGAGAGCGUGAGCAGGAGAGGGGCAAAGAGAAAGGAAGACACAGAAUCCAAAGCAGGCUCCAGGCUCUGAACUGUCAGCAGAGAUCCCAUUGCAGGGCUUGAACCCACGAACCGUGAGAUCAUGACCUAGGCCAAAGUCGGACACUUAACCGACUGAACCACUCAGGCGCCCCAUCUUUUUUUUUUUUUUUUUUUAAUGUUUAUUUAAAAGAGAGUCUGAGUGCAAGUGAGAGGGGGUGGGUGCAGAGAGAAAGAAUCCCAAGCAGGCUCUGUGCUAUGCGGGGCUCGGUCCCACGAGCCAUAAGAUCAUGACCUUAGCCAAAAUCAAGAGUUGGACGCUUAGCCAACUGAGCCACCCAGGCGCCACAUAUCCACUUCUCUUGUACAAAAAUGUGAACAUUCUAUUCAGGCUCUUGUGCAACCUACCACUUCACUUACCGGUAUGUUGGACAUGUGACACGUGCAGCACGCAGAUCUAUGUCUCUUUGGAUGAUGGCGUCAUUGAGCAUUAGCUGCCCCAGCAUUUAUUUCAUGGCUUCUCUAGUGACAGGCAUGGCAAGGUUCCACUGUAUUGUGCUGCCCACGGUGCCACAGUGCCCAGCCUCGCUCACCUCUGCCCUGCGAAAGUCGCUGGAGGAUCUAUUCCUGGAAGUACAGUUGCUGGGUCAGAGAGUGGGGACAUUUAAAAUUUUAAUACCUUCCCGAUGUCCCCUGCCGAAAAGUUUUUACCAACUUACAUUGUUGCAGUGAUCUAAAAACACCUCUAUGUUCUUACCUGCUUGCCAAUCCUCUAUAUUCUCAAUUUUUACAAAUUUGCCAGUCCGAAUAGCAAAAAGAAAUUACAUCAUUGUUUUUUGUUGUUUGUAUUUAGUGAGGAUUGGCAAGUGUUCAGUUUCCUGGGUAUUUGUCUUUUGUCUUUUGGGGUUGCCUGCUCUUGCCUCAUCGUUUUACUAUCAGAUUGUCAAAUCCUUAAUGAUUUUAAGCCACCGCUAUUUUAAGGAAAUUAGACUUCGGUGAAUGUUUUCCUAGUUUGUCUUUACAAAUUGGGGUUUUUUUCUAAUAUUGCAUGAAAGUUUAAUGUUCCUCAGAUUUCAUUUUUAAGAAACCUGGAUUUCUUGUCAUGGCUAGGAGAGCUUUCCUCAUCCCAGGAACAUAAAUCCCAAUUUAUCCUGUACUCCUCCCUAUAUUAUUAUUUACUCAUGUUUCCUGUAGUGGCAGUAAAUUUUCUAAGUUCUUGUAGGUCUUUAAAUGUUUUCCCCUGCUUGCUGCCAAGUGAUUAUAUUUGCCUUAAGAGCAGUUGGGUGGCACAGCUAUGGAUAUGGGCUGUGGGUAUGGGUGUCCUCGCCACUGAGGGGUUCAGAAUACAAAGGGUCCGUUAGGAGUGGAUGUAAGUGAAUGAAAGGCUCGAUGUCCGUGCAGGUGUCACCAGGCGCAGGCAGAGUGCCUGCAAGUGUGUGAGGGGCGGAUGCAAGCUGGGGUUCAGAAGAGAAAGGUGGGUGAGAAGGGGAGCAAGAUUCCAGAGAGGUAGGGGACAAGAGGGCAGAAGAGGUACUCAAGGGAGAUAGGGCAAGGGAAGGAGGGAAGGGUGAGGAGGUGGAGGAGUCCAGGUGGAGCACCAGUGUUCCAGUUAAGUGAUGCCCACUUUGGCCCCCAAACAACAGUGAUCUAGAAAAGGUAAAAGCCAGAAAACACACUGACCCCAAAACAAGAUGAAUAUUUCUGUGGGCCAGCAAUGGAGUAAAAAUGCAAAGUAGUGAGGCAGGGCUGAAGCCAAAAGCUUGCUGGGCUCCACUGCAGAAACAAGCUACUGGCUGUUAGGGCUUAUGGAGUAGAGAGUACUGGAAGCACCACAUGCAAGACCGGAACCAAAGUCAGGCUUACUGCUGGGAGGGAGCCGGACCAGAACCCAGCCUGCACACCCGCUGGAUGACAGACUUUUAUUAGGACCCAGACCCAGGCAGACGGCGGGAGGACUUGGACUACCCACCCACUCCCAAUUUAGAACAGGUAAUUGACACAAUCCUGUUGACUGCCUGCUCUGUGAUAUUCCCAGAUUACUGAAUGUCAGCAGACCUGAUUCUAGAAUAAAGACCAAAGCGGCAGGAGCUGCAUGGAGCCAACUGCUAAACUCACCUGUGGAUUGUCAGGGGAAGAAAUCUAUGCUAAGAAAGAGUGCAAAUAAUGUCAAAACAGAUUCACCCCGGGUGAAACUACUUUUUUGGAAUACCCUGAUAAAAGACUUCAAGUAUGUUCGAAGGCUCAAAGAGAAAGAAUACAUUACACUAAAAAAGACCAUAAGAUUAAGAAGUAAAUUUGGGGGUGCGUGGGUGGCUCUGUUGGUUAAGUGCCCGACUUCGGCUCAGGUCCAUCAUUUCACAGCUUGUGGGUUUGAUCCCCAUGUCGGGCUCUGUGCUGACAGCUCGGAGCCUGGAGCCUGCUUUGGAUUCUCUGUCUGCCUCUCUGCCCCUCCCCUGCCCCCUCUCUCAAAAAUAAACAAACAUUAAAAAAAAAAAAAAGUGGGGCGCCUGGGUGGCUCAGUCGGUUAAGCGGCUGACUUCGGCUCAGGUCAUGAUCUCGCGGUCCGUGAGUUCGAGCCCCACGUCGGGCUCUGUGCUGACAGCUCAGAGCCUGGAGCCUGUUUCAGAUUCUGUGUCUCCCUCUCUCUGACCCUCCCCUGUUCAUGCUCUGUCUCUCCCUCUCUCUCAAAAAUAAAUAAAACGUUAAAAAAAAAUUUUUUUUUUAAAAAGUAAAUUUAGACAAAAACAAUGGCAUGCUGAAACUCACACAAGCAGUAAGUCACUGUUAAUUUGAAACUGGCCAUUUUGGGUGUGUUUACCACAGAAAUGAGCAAAAACUACAAAUUGCUUGGGUUGACUGGUUGGCUCAGUCAGUAGAGCCUGUGAUUCUUGAUCUCAGAGUCCUGAGUUCAAGCCCCACGUUGGGCAUGGAGCCUACUUAAACAAAUCAGGGUUUUAUUUGUUUUUAGAGAGACAAUUCACCAGCAUACCACUGGACAGCAAUAAAAAAAUAUUAGAAAUUUGGGAAAAGAGGAAGAUAGUCAUUGAGAUAAAUUCAAUAAAUGGGAAUCUUAUAUUUAAAAUCCUAAUUAUAUUGGGGCACCUGGGUGGCUCAGUCGGUUGGGAGUCCGACUCUUGAUUUUAGCUCAUGACAUGAUCCCAGGGUUGAGGUAUCGAGCCCUGUGUCAGGCUCCACACUGAGCCUGGAGACUACUUAAGAUUCUCUCUCUCUCUCUCUCUCUCUCUCUCUCUCCCUCUCUCCCUCCCUCUCUCCCUCUCUCUCUCUCCCUCUCCCUCCCCUUCUCUCCUACCCUCUCUCUCCCCGCCCACCCAUCUCCCCGCUUGUGUUCUCACUCUCUAAAAAAGAGAAAAAAUAUAUAUAUAUUUAACUUAAAAAAAAAAUAUAUAUAUAUAUAUACAUACACACACACACACACACACACACACACACACACACACACACUCUUGAGGACACCUGGCUGGCUCAGCUGGUGAAGCAUUCAACCCUUGGUCUCAGGGUCAUGAGUUCAAGCCCCACAUUGAGUGUAGAGAUUACUUAAGAAUAAAAUCUUAAAAAAGUAAAAAAACAAAAUCUUAGUUAUACUCUCAUUUUAAAGCAAGAAUAAAAACACAAACCAAAUUUCAUUAGAGUCACAUAAUAAAAUGAUUUUAAAGUCUAACAUGGAAGUCUGAAGGAAGACCACAGAGGUAAAUUUUCAUUUUCAUCACAUAACAAAGGCACAUAUAAUCAACAUGACAUCAGUGUGUCAGCAAGGUCGCUAAUGUUGACCUUGAUGACCUGGCUGAGGUAGUGUUUGUCAGGUUUUCCACUGUAAAAUUACUCUUUCUCCCCUCCUGUCCAUACCUUAGUCUUUGAAAGGAAGUCACUAUGCACAUCUAAGGAGUGGGGAGCAUGCUCCCCCUCCAUGAGGGCACAGUAGCUACAUAAAUUAUUUGGAAUUCUACAUGGGAGAUUUGUCUCUUCCCCAUUUAUUAAUAUAUUGAAUCAUGUAUUUAUAUAAGUAUAGACUGGUGAUGUUAAUCUUGAUCACAUGGUUAAGGUGACUUUGAUACUUAAAACAAUUUUUUUGAUGUAUGCUCAAGUCUUAAAACUUAGUUAUUCUUCAUAGCAAAGAAAGCUGAGAUUCCAGACCCUUCCCUUGAAUGGAAGGGCGUAUGGAAAUGGGUUGCACAGGAAGAGCUCUGGAGACAAAGCCUGGGAGACUAGAACAGUGGUCCAAAGUGGGCAGGGUUCCCUUUCCUUCUAUGGUUCCCUUUACCCAUUUUAUGACAAGUUAUAAAUACAAAUGAAAUAAAUACUGCAGGAAGUCUUCCAUGUUUUACUUUAUAUAUUUAUGAAAUGUUUGAAUUAUUUUUGUAAUGAAUAUAUUAUUUUUUUAUGUAAAAAAAAAGACAAA